CCGCAAGCGUUGUCGUAGGUGAUAAGCGCCGUUGGAGUUGUUCCGGGCAGCGGCCGUGUUCGCCCUUCGACCGCACUUGUGAAAACCCUGGUUCUCGUAGCGAUGUGCCGGUCAAAUACAGCCGCGCUGCCCUUUCUAGUGCUUCUGCUACCGUUCCUCCAUCAGGCGUCGUGCUCCUCUUCUGCGGACAGUGGUUCGCACCGUCGCAGUCUCAGCUGCUUCCAGUGCAGCUGGCUGGCCGAGCAGGCGGUGACCCGUGAUCGCCAUGAGGAACUCGCCAGGCAUUGGAAGGAAGCGUACAAACACUCCGAAGGCGCCAUUGACAACCCGUUCAAGGAACCACUGCUGGGCGUCGAGACAUUCUCUGAGAUGCCUACCAGGUCGCAGCUGAUGGUACACUGCGACAACUGCAGCAAGCCGGACGGCAAGUGCGCGCGCUGGACUUUCUACGGUAACACGGGUCAGCCCGUGAACGUGACGUGGAUGUGCGUGAACAGCCUGGAGACCGGUUGCUUUGUGGAGCACAUGGCCAGUCACUUCGACAAGGAGGUGUGCCUGUGCGCGGACAGACAUCACUGCAACGCCGCCAGUGUCGCGGCGCCAUCCGUGUCCUUGGGCGCUGCGCUUCUCUGGACAGCAUGGAUGAUCUCGUCUUGGACAGUGCGAUCUUGAAAUAAUGGACAACUUUGAGGACGGGCAUAUAUA
This is a messenger RNA of Rhipicephalus sanguineus (brown dog tick), 705 nucleotides long. RefSeq lists its product as uncharacterized. The coding region runs from base 103 to 672 and encodes 189 amino acids. The record is from RefSeq and is a predicted model, not a curated record. The transcript has 3 exons. Lineage: Eukaryota; Metazoa; Arthropoda; Arachnida; Ixodida; Ixodidae.